Molecule: messenger RNA, 2105 nt
Organism: Porites lobata
Lineage: Eukaryota; Metazoa; Cnidaria; Anthozoa; Scleractinia; Poritidae
Source: the annotation of a GenBank genome assembly
ACAUUGUUCCAAUUGACUCUCAACCUAAAGAGAUCUUAACAUUGAGACUUCACGUGAAAAAUACAAAGAAAAGCCGGACACUUGUUACCAAAUGAUGAACACUGGAUUUUCUUUUACAGCUUUCUUGGCGAUUAUUUUCGCUUAUCAGAGUAUUGUCGACCCCAUCAACGGAAAAAAUCUGAGCAGUCAAGAUUACACAGGCAAAGGAAUCGUCGUCGAGGGGAACAAAAACAUUGUCAACUUGGGCCAUGACAAAGAAAUUAAAACUGCUCUAAGUCAGAUACAAAAGAGUUUAGCUUCUUUGGAAGAAAAGAUUUCCGCAAUGCAGCCGAAUCGACGUGGUAAGUAAUAAUUACUGGCUAUAUUUUUCUGUGGGUAAGCUAUAAGGCGACAAAACAGUCAGGAGUCUAAGUCUAACAUGAAUGCCAGCGAGGUGACCCUUUAGUGUAUUACUGAGUGAUUUGUUGUGGACCCGAGUCAGAUACAAAAGAGUUUAGUUUCUUUGGAUGAAAAGAUUUCCGCAAUGCACCCGACGCGAAUCGAUGUGGUAAGUAAUUACUGGCGUUUUUUCUCUGCACUAUUAGCCUCCGACAAAACGGUUCGAAUUCUGGCAAUUAUGAAUGCCAGCAAAGCUACUAUUUAGUGUAAUUAUUAAGUUAUUUGUUGUGGAUUGGAGUAACAUCUUAGCGCUUGUCCAUCAAUAACUAGUUUAUCGAUAGGAUUUUCCCAUAAAUACUUGUGUUUUGAAUUUUACCCCUAUCCUAAGAUCAGUUCCUAUAGCUGUCAAUACUCCGCGGCUUUCACAUCCUACUGAUGAAAUGAAAUUCAGGUUGUGAAAUCGAUCUAUAUUCAUCUGUAACAUCAUUCAAAAAAAGUCUGUUUCCUUUUCUUCUAAAGCUUGCAAAUUCGACUUCGAAACGGGCUUGAGUGGUUGGAAAAGGACUGGAACAGCAUUUAACAAUCAACCUACCUACGGUGAUAAUCCAACAGCUCGCAAAAGAGGACAACCUGCCAAUCAGCAGGGGGACUGGUGGAUCGGAGGGGCGGAAAACAGGCCAUCCAAGGCAGCAACCCCUGGGGCAAUUCAGGGAGAUGGUCCCCAAGGAACUCUUGCUUCCCCGUUCUUUAAGAUCGUUGGCAAACGGAUAUCAUUCUUGAUUGGAGGAGGCUGUGACAUUAAGAAAGUUCGUGCUGAGUUGAUUGUUGAUCACCAAGUAAGACAGCCUGACAGACUUGCUUUCAGUUUUUAGUUUGUUGUGGCAUAUUUUUUCACUACAGUUUCGAACUCGGCUUUAUAAUAGGUGCAACACCUAGCAAUUAAUAUGAUAUUUUCCUUUAUACUUUACGAAUGCCUAACUGAGUUUUGCUGACAUUUUUGUGAUAUAAGAGAAGUAUUUCCGAGGUUAAUGAAUAUUCCAGUCAAUCGACUACAGAAACGUCAUGGCUUCUGUUUAAUCCUUCCCAUAUAUUAGCUAGGUUAUGUAGCCCAUUAUGUAGACACUGUCAUGUAUAUAUGAAUUCCUAACUUUUCAGACUGCGCAAUAGCUAUAUUAAAAUUAAGCAUUUUUUUCUUGAAAGUUCAGAGUGUCUUUCACAUUUUGCAAAAGACUCCCUUAGCUUGUCAUCAGUCAGUUUGAGGGGUCGCUUGCAAGAAGCUGAAUUGCAUCUGCCUCUCUUUUUCAGGUUGUCAAAAGUUCUACUGGUUCAUGUAAUGAAACCAUGUCUCGCAAAUUCUGGGACGUUCAUGCCUUUGUUGGUCGAACAGCACAUGUCAAAUUGGUGGACCAAAGCAGUGACGGAUGGUGUCACAUCAAUUUUGAUGACCUCGGAGGCGAUAUCAGUUGUGGGCAAAAAUAAUCUCGUCUCACUGCUUCGGUUUUACCGGAUCUCAGUAUCGCACUUAAGGGAGUAGACACAAAACAUUUAUAAGAUAAGAUAAGAGGGAAUAGUUAAUCAAAGUAAUCGAUUAGAUUUAAGUUGAUGAAUACGUAACUCACCAUCUAAGGAUACCGAAUUAUAUGUUUUUCUGUUACUAACAGUUUAACUGUAAACACGUAUCUGGAAAUAAAGAUUUUAAUUAUACUUCAAUUGUAUGGCGUCUUGAA